Poeciliopsis prolifica (blackstripe livebearer) is the source of this 8144-nucleotide messenger RNA. RefSeq lists its product as uncharacterized. The transcript has 13 exons. The record is from RefSeq and is a predicted model, not a curated record. The coding region runs from base 558 to 2540 and encodes 660 amino acids. NCBI's taxonomy places the organism in Eukaryota, Metazoa, Chordata, Actinopteri, Cyprinodontiformes, Poeciliidae.
CAAGACAGAUUUUAAUAUCCCCGGGUCGUGAUGUGGUUCUGGACGCCGUGGCCCCGGUGUUUCCCGAACUCGAGUCGAGUGGUUCCGAGAGCGGAGCCCGACAUAUUCUGAUCAUCUUCCAAAUGUUGGUGCCCGAGUCGUGAAGUGCAGCUCCUCGGAGGAGGCAGGAAGGGAGGGAGAGCAGGCAAGCAUUCCUGCAGAGAAUCACCUCUGAAAGGCGUCCUCACAUCAGCAUCAGCCGGACUGCAUCCCUGACCGGCCGGCGGAGGAAGGAGGGUUUUUUCUGUUGGAUGAGCUGUCCCGACUCGGAUGUGACCGAGCCACACUCUGAGCUGCCAUGCAGGUUUAUCACCGGAGAGGAAAGGUGUGAAAUGAUCUUCAGCUCUUUGUAAACCAUCCAGAGGCUGCAAGAAUCUCUGCAGACAGAUCAGAUGGCAUGAAAAAGAAGGAAAUAAAGGAUGGACUAAAGAAAGAAAGAAGCAAAAAAGAAGGAGGGAAGGAAGGAAGCAAGAGAGAACAACGAAAGAUAGAAAGAAGAUACAAGGGAAUCUUCCAAAAUGUCGCCAGUCACAGUGAUUAUGCUCAGUUUUCUUAUCUCUGCAGCCAUCGCUGCCCCUGUAAAAGAAACAGAGGAAUCCGUAACGCUAUUUCAUGGAGAGGAUUUCCACAUCCUGCUGCCGUCUCAAGACGUGGAGGUCACAUUCAAGAACCGUUCCGACCCUCGGAAGACCUCGGUGCUGAUGAGGGGCGGCAAAGUGAUCGGCAGUCGGGCCAAACCCACCCUGCACCUCAACUACAUCAACAUAGAGGCUGUGGGUGAAGGAGACGAGGGGCUGUACAUCCUGAAGGAUUCCAAGGAUGCGAGUGUCAUCAAGCAAAUUUCACUAAUAGUCAGAGACUGCACCAUCGAGCAAAUCAUCAAAUAUGGCGGAAACUUUCAUAUUCCAGUGGUGAAUGUGAAUGCCCCCAUCACUCUGGAGUACAAACCCAGUUCAGUGGAGGCCAACCUGACGUCCAGACCGGCGCUCGUGGUGCUGACGGCCGCUGGGGCCUCCACCGAGCCUUACCGAGGUCGCAUCACCGUCAGCGAGCGAUCCAUCACCAUCAGCGCGGUUACAGGCGUCGAUGAGGGCAGCUACACCGUCAGGGACAACAAAGGGGUUAUCAAACAGAAAGUGUGCCUGAAUGUCAUAGAGCACAGAAACUUUGUGUUCCUUCCUCCUGAUGAGAGACUGAAGAUCAACCUGAUUCUAAACAGCUCCUUGGUCCAACUCCACUACACCCGAGACUCAGACUCCUCAGCCGUCCUACUGAUGGAUAAGGGAGAGUUCACAAGUGCUCAAGCAGAUCUUGGUUUCAAGGACCGCCUCUCUGUGGACGGUUCGAUGGUCUUUCUAGAUCAGAUCAAGAGCUCAGAUGCUGGACUCUUUAAGAUCACGGACUUGCAGGGAUUCACCGUGUCCACCGUCCAUCUGGGAUUGAAAGCCCACAAAAUGGAGUCCCUCUAUGUGGCCAUCAUUGCCCUGCUCGGCCUGCUGGCUUUCCUUCUGCUGGUUUGCCUUCUGUCCUGCCUGAUCAAAGUGAAGAAGAGGGCGAAGAGGGCCGCUGCACUGGAGAAACUGGCUCAGAACGCUGGCAAAGAAGACGAGGGCGAGGCCUUUAGACAGGUGGUCAAGAACAUCACUAAACUGAGCGAGGAGUCCAAGCAUUCCCAAGCGGACAACACAGAGAAAUCUCAAAGCACUGAGGUCGACAUCAAGGGUCUGGAGGUUUCUUCUAAAGAGGUUGGCGUUGGUAAUCUAGAGACCAGUGACUCCGGCGUUGGCUUCAACACCGCUCUCCCACUCGAUACUGACACUGAUGUUCCCGAUCAAAUCCCCGAUUCUGAGGCUGGAAGCAUCUCUGUUGCUCCUGAAAUCAAACCAAGCCCUCCUUCUGCUGCUGAGUCCAAGCCGGCUGAUCCACCGGUACCAGAACCUAAAGCAAGCCCUGUUCCUGAGACGAAAAAAGCCCCUGACCCGCCCGUUGAAGCAAAGCUGGACACACCCAAACUGGCAGAUGCUAAACUUAGCCCAACCCCGAGUACAAAGUCUGGUUUGAGUCCAGCUGAAACAAAACCUGCACCCAGUCUAAGUCCAGAACCCAAGACUGGACUGAGUCCAGCUGAUCCAAAACCUGCUGCUAGUCCAAGUCCAGAACCUAAGACUAGUCUAAGUCCUGCUGAUCCAAAGCCUGCACCCACUCCAAGUCCCGAACCGAAGAUUUCUCUGCCUUCAGCCACCACUCCAACACCUGACACUAAGAGUCCAGCGGCUUCAACUCCUGAGCCCGCCAAACCAAGCCCAGCAGAACCCAUCACUAAUGGCACACCAGAUCCGGGACCCGAUUCCAAAGCAAGCCCGGAUCAUGCAGAAAUCAUCAAAGACCCAACUCCAAAGGAGGUUCCCACUAAAACCCAUGAAGUGGAGCUGAAGUCCAGCAGCGUCGUUCCAGAGGGCAGCAAAGACGGCGCCGCAGCCAAGGAUCCAACUACGACCUGAAGACCGCGGCUCCAAAAACACGAGGAACCCCCACAGAUCCCCGUCUACCACCAUCGCAGACAAUCAAACACCCCCUACCAAAAUGGUGAGGAAACCACAGCAAGCUGGGGCGAUGCUAAACCCACAGUGAUAUUCUAACCUUUGAGACUUUCUGACUGACACACAGUUUAAAUAACAAAAGUGGCUUUUAAUCCUUAACCGUUUCAGUUUUGCCGCCUUGUUUUCUAUUGAUUUUACUGGAAAAACUGCCAAACUGCAAAUUAAAUCAUUUGCAGAGUUUACAACUAAAAUAUUAACUCCACAUGAAGUGUUUUAUAGAAUAUCCAAAAAAAAGAGGGUUUACGGCAUUUUCUCAAAUGAGUGUAGCAAAAAUUUUGUAUUAACCUUGAUCUAACCACUGGUUCCCGUUGAGACGACUGUUCCUCUAACAGCAUGUGGAUAAAACUCACAAAACAAAACUUUUUCAGCCUAAGCAUGAACGGAUUAAAUGUUGACGUUAUUGAUACUGAAGUGUCCAUAAUAACAAGAUUUUCAUAAAUUUAACCAAGUAGAAACACUUAGCACAAAUAGUAAUAUUCCUUGUUUUAACCACUACUAAUAUUACUUUAUGCAGAGAUUCAGAAAACAUCUUCGAUGGUUGAAAUGUGUUUUAGCAGAAAAUCCCUGCAGUUCUGAUGAACUAGUUUUGGUCAAACUUUUAUGUGAUUUUAUAAAUGACUUUGUUUAAAUCCCAGCUGUAUUACAUUUCACUGUCCAAAUUUCCUUCUCUUCCCACUGCUUUCCUGUUUCUGCUUCAUAUUGGUUUUCCAAGGAGGAAAUUCUGAAACAAAUCCCAAACAGGUGGAACGCGACUCCUCUAGUAACAUGUUUAUUUGCUUUUCCUUGCUAAUUUUUCUUUUUUGUCUGUUUUCUUUUACUUUAAAGAUCUUUCCUUCAAUAGUACAGUCGACUAAAACUUGAAAAUCUGAAUUUAUGAGAAGCCGAAUACAAAACAAUAAGAACAAUGUUAUCUACACUUUUAACCAGAGAGAUUUGGAUAGUUUUGUCAUUACGAUCAAAAUGAAUAAAUGCAAUUGUUUGAAAAUAAAUUGUUACAAUCAGCCAGUAACCAGAGAUUAAAGAAAGGCUUUUGUAUUAUUAGUCUAAAGACAGCGUCUAAUUGAGUUGCAAAGAAAAUCAAAUGCAAUGGCCGCCUUAAGCUGAAGUCCUGGCUGGACCAUUGGCAACGUCAAGUUCACUAUGCAAAGUGGUUGGUAGACAUAUAAAACUUACUCAAAUCUGCAGGAGUAAUGGUUUGUAUCUUAUUAACUCACACAUACAAUCUUUAUGUGACUGUGUUUGGUUGAGAAUGGGGUCUAAUAUGUUAGUUAAUUGUCGUUAGCAUCACAACAAGUACAAAAUCCCAAUGAAUUCCUCUUACAGGACAAAUUGGACCCAGCACAUGUUGAUAUGUUAUGGUGGCAGUGACAAAAAGCAAAAAUCUCUCUCUGUUAUGAGAAUAGUUCAGAUUUUUUAAUGAGGUUCUGGUGAAAAAAUGGAGGCGUUAACAUUGACCUUCAGUGUCUUUAUUUUACAUAAAUACAGAUUAUCUUAGAUUAACAGCUGGUCUGAGAGAGGCCAAGAUUAAACUGAAGUUCUACUGUCCCAAAACAAAUAACUGCAGGAACCUUUAAACCAGUUUCAAUUGCAUUAUAUAAACAAGCUAAUAAUUAUUGACCUGGAAAAUGGAGAUCUGUGGUCCACCACAAACCUUCAAAUGUGAAACGCACUGAGAGAGCAACCUCCAAAGUGUUUAAGGUGAGAGUAACUCACAUAGAAAUAGUGUUGUGUAGAGGAAAAAAUACUACAGCGGUUUAUAUUAGUGCUAUUCUGUUAAUUUUUACUCUCUCUUUCUUACUUUUAUAAUAGACAGUUUCUCUGACCAGAAUCGCUUUACAAGUUUCAUUCUGAGUCCAUGUUUCACGGAGGAAGAUUAUUGGUGGUGCACAGCCUCCAAACUUUAGCAUGUAUAUAAACAUUAUGUUUUCAGUAAAUAACCAAUUAAAAUGUGACAAUGGUUUAAAGAUUUCUCAGUAAGUAUUCACAUUAACCAGUGUGUUAUUUUUAAAGGAGAAGAAGUUCAUUUUAGUCUUGGCAUCAACUAAUCUGAAUUUAUAGUAAAAUGAGUUAUCUACUGCAGGUUUGAUGUUAAUUAGCUGUAAUCUUUAACUUGAUUUCAAAAAUCCUGAGCUGUCUCUUUAAGGUGUGUACAGUGUGAGGUUUUUAUUUGUGCGUUCACACUGUCUCUUUUAAACUGGUUUGAGUGUAUCCAGCGGUACGCUAAAAUGUAACCAAAACAAUUUCAUUGUAAGUUUUACCUACUAAAAAAUAGAUGCAUAGAUACUUACACAUUUAUCAAAGGAAAUAAAUUUUUCUACCUGAUGUUUCCCUGCUACAGGUUUCAUAUCCUGGAAUUAACUAAAACUUUGGAAAUACGGAAGCAGCACAAAAUGAUUCAAAGUAAAUCACUCAGCUGGCCUUCCUUUGUAGUUUUUUCUGAAAAUCCCAACCUUAGAAGUAAAUGAUGAUGAUUUCUUAAAAAGCCAUAAAAGAAGAUGUCAGAUUUGAUACGAAGACAACACAAAUUGAAAUUAUACACGUAUACAAAUGUGCCUCAGAGUCGUAUGAACCAACAACAUCUACAGUCAGAAUGAAAAUUUGUAAAUCACUGUAUGGGACUGCCUGGAUCUGUGUGGGAACCACUGUCACAAUUUGGCAAUACUGACAAUAACCUUUAUAUAAACACACACACACACACACACACACGAAAACACACACACUGUAAAUAAUGCAUGUGUUUGCCAGUUUAACCCUUCAGUGGCUGAAUGUUCCUAAUGUAUAAAACACUUCUUGUCUCACAUUAAACAAAUAAAACCUGAACUAAUUCAAAUUUUCCUCCCAACCUUAAAUCUAAUAUAUAAAUGCUUUUACAGAUACUAUAUAUACUAAUCUCCACUAAUGUCUUGAACUAAUGUAACAACCCAGAUAUUAGCUCCUUUUAGUGCAGUUAUCAGUGAAACAUAUCUCUUACACUGUAUUAAACAUGCUUAGCCUACGUCACUUUAAGCAUCAACCGCAGCAUGCCCAAGACAUGUUCUGAGCUUUUUAUCAUCCACAAGUCGUACCUGUGCGAAGUGAUAUAUCAGUGUUGCAGUUGUUGUGUGUCAGGGACCUGUCUGUUGCGUCUGUGUGCCUACGGUUUUGGUUUAUGAUGUAUAAAUGAUCAAACGUGUGCUGAAUCUAUGCACUGGCGGUUUGUACAGAGUGAAAUGUGUACCGUCUGUGUGUUUGGUAUCCAUGUGCCUGCUCAAACUGUGUUUCAAGCCAAGAGCGUGGAUGUGUUCAGAACCACAAAAAGAAAAAAAAAACUAAACACAAAGUAAAGUAUUGAUAUUUGAGCUCGUUUUGUUUUUGUUUCAGUGCCUACGAUGUUCAUUGGAUUGUCUUUAGUCACUUCCUGGUGGCCAACAGGAUGUUCUCGCAUUUUAUAUACACCUGAACGCCACUUCUUCACCUAAAAUGACCUUCUGUGAGUGAGUGAGUGUCAGAAGCAUUAUGUGUAGCAUGCAGAUUGCUAAAAAUGCUUUAUUUUAAUAGCUUGAGUCUGAGAGUUUAUGUAGGAAUUAACAGUAGCAGCAAAUUAAUUUGAAAGACUGCUGUGGGUCGUUUGGUCAAUAAGUGGUGGCUAAAAUAUAGCUAUUAAUAAUACUAUGAUUAAAAUAUCUUCAUUGAUUGAUGAUGUGUAAAAAGCAUUAUAAUAAAUGCAAUAUUCUAUUGCAGCAGCAAUUACGUUAAAUAUUUAGAAAAGUCCAACUUGACAUUUAAUCAGAGAAACAAUGAAGCAAAUUUUUUACAAAAUCACAACUGUCACAAACAAAACUGAUCUACACUGAUCAAAUAGUAUAAAUAGUUCAAGUCAUUAAUCUAGGACUUUUUGUUUUCCUUUACGGAGAUAACAUAUUAUGGAGGCCUAUUUUUUCUUACCUUAAGAAAUAUGGAAAUGAUCAGAGAAUAAGUAAUUUAAGAACGGCAGGUUUGUGAUGGUCUUUAUAAAUUAGAAAAGGUCUUAAAGAAAUUGCUUCUUGCCUUUAAUUACCAAUGUCUACAAUUACAAAAAAAUUAUAACGUUUAACAAACAAAGCUGAUAAAGUCUACCAUACACAUUGAAGACAGAACUUAAGACUAGAGGCAUUUUUGUGUCAUCAAGUCGCCAUAAAAUCCAUCAAACACUGUAAACAUGGCAGGAAGAAAAAACUUAUUCUGAUCAAUAGUCACAAACUAAAACAUGGGGUGUUUGCUACACUGUGCCAUUAUUUGGAACUGUAAACUUUAUCCAGAUAGAGCCUUGUGAAAACAAACUUUACAGGGGGUUUGUGAAAAACAAAAGACUGAUGUUCAAAACACAAUAUCUCUUUCCUGUUGUGAAGUACAGUGGAGGCUCUGUGAUGAUGUGGGCAGGCUUACGCUGCAAAAAUACAAAGUCCUACUAAGAGUUUUUGGUUUGGUUUCCAAUGUAUAUAUUUUAAUUCACUUGGGAUAAAACACAACUGACUGACAAGUAGCUUUUCAGCAAGAUAUAUUUGCUUGAUUUAAGUGAACGAUUCCUUAAUAUUGAUGACAAAAGUAUUAGCUACAAGUGAAAUAAUCUGCCACACAUUUCAACUUAUAAGAAAAAAAUGUCUUAUUGCAUAACUAUAAUUUUUUCAUCAAUACUAAGUGACGAUUCACUUAAAACAAGCUCCUGUAUUUUGCUGAAAUCUUACUUAUGAAUUAGUUUUGUAUUAUUUCAACUGUACUGAGACAUUUGCAGUAGAAACUACAGAUUUUGUGCUUUUGCAGUGUCAGUGGAUGGCAUCAUGAUUUCUUUCUACCCUGCCCUUUGUGGGCCUGGUUCGCUCAGGAAGAGUUACGAGUUCAUUGCAGAGCGCCAAAAUGACACACAGUCUCCCACACCUAAGACCAUUUCAGAGUCAAACCAACAUCCAUGUUUUCAUGCCCAGAGAGAACCACAGCAUGCCAAAGAAGAAACCUGAGGCAGAAAGAUCACCGACCUGGAAGGGCCUUCUGAUUCACCUCCAUGCUGCUUGUCUAACUGUUUGUCUAUAAAUAGUAGAAGAUUAUGCUGCAGCAGUGAAAAAAAGUACUUUAUUUUAAAGCUUUUUACUCGAGGGGUGUCUCUAAAUUACAGGGCUGUUGUGUUCAGACAAAGUAUUGAACAUGACCAGCCUUUGUUUUUUCUUCUGUUCUUGCACCCAACGAAAGCUUUGUGUAGCUAGAUCAGAGUUAUCACAUCGUACCGGGUCCAGAAACUUUCUGACAGCUCAAAGAGAGAAACCACCUCUGAUGCCACCACAGGUUCUCCUUACACUAAGCCAGUCGUGUCUGUCCUCCCUGAUCACUGCUGCUGUGAUGGACUGUUUGUGGUGUGGCUUCCCCACAUGGUCUCUCUGUUCUUCCAUUUUGCACAAUUCUUCACGCAGAUGUUUUGUAUUGACAAAUGGUCACUUUUUUUCUUUAUUUCAUGCCUAAAUGAAUACUAAGAAUAAACAAAAAGGUUAUGCCAUC